Molecule: messenger RNA, 2061 nt
Organism: Dromiciops gliroides (monito del monte)
Lineage: Eukaryota; Metazoa; Chordata; Mammalia; Microbiotheria; Microbiotheriidae
Product: putative cation exchanger C521.04c
Biological process (GO): calcium ion transmembrane transport; intracellular calcium ion homeostasis
Cellular component (GO): membrane; endomembrane system
Molecular function (GO): calcium:proton antiporter activity
Source: RefSeq, a predicted model, not a curated record
AUGAUGGUGCACCUGCAGUCAGCCCAGGAGAGUUUAAGUGUGGUCAGGGAGCCUUUUAAACGCCCACUGGCGAGACCUAUUAACCCCACGCACACCCCUUCGUGUGGGCGUUUUCUAGCUCUGGCUUCCUACCUGCUUCCACAAGCCAUGGAGCUGGGUUCACAGGAGGAGUUAGCUGAAGGAGCAGAUGAAGAAAUAGGCCCAGAAAGGGUAAGUAGCUCACUCCAGGAAACAGUGGCAGAGCUGAGACGAGAGCCCCAGGCUCCUGACUCCCAGCACUGUGCCCUGUCUAGGAAACCAAGAAUUCUGAGGGAGCGAGUGAUGCGUGAAGAGCUGUCCACUCCCAGGUGCUGCCGGCUGGACCAAACUACCAUCCUGGCGGAGAAUGAGGUAAAGGUCAAUAAGUUAUCUAAUAACUACAAGAAACAUUUCUCCCUUAAGUUGUGCGAGGAUGCCAGUCAAUGUGAUUUCCUCUCUGAACUCGAGACCGCCCCGCUUCUUGGCCACCUCCACAGGCCACUCAAGGCUCAGAAAGUAUAUGCAAACCACCCAAAACAUGGUCGCUGGCACCGAGUCAGCACUUACAUCUGGCUUUUCCUGGGCUACUCCGUCCUGUUCAUCAUUCACAGCCUCAUCUGCUGCUUCUCUUGGUUCUUGGUGUUCACCAUUCCAGUUGCCAAUAUGAAUGCCAGGAUGGUGGCCAGGAUCCUGCUGGCAGACCCAGAGAGGGUGCAUAUGCGGAUGAUAAAGGCGCCCAUGGAUGCUGACACACUCUUGUGCUGCUGUCAUGCAGCUAACUCCUAUUACUACAAGUAUACUGUGGAUGGUGUCAGUAUCUUUGCUGUCAACCUCCUGCCACUGGUACUCCUGACCUUAACCUUGGGCUACAUGGACAGCCAGAACCAAUACACGAGCUCUCUUGCCAAGUUCACCCUCUCCCUCCUCUCCAUCAUACCCCUCUCUUACUAUAUUGGCAUGGCCAUCGCCAGCAUUUCAGCUCAGAGCACUUUCGCCGUGGGCGCCGUGGUGAAUGCCACAUUUGGCUCCAUCAUCGAGCUGACGUUUUAUAUCACUGCACUGAUCAAGGGGGCCCAGGAAAGGAACAAAUGCUACGAGGAGGUGGUGAAAUCUGCUUUGACGGGCACCGUGCUGGGCUGCGUGCUCCUCAUCCCAGGUCUCUGCAUGGUGAUAGGGGGAAUCCGCCAUCCUGAACAGAGGUUUAACAGCCGGUCAGUGGGGGUCAGCUCUACACUGCUCUUCCUCUCUGUGGGAGGUGUGUUUGCCCCAACACUCUUCUCCAAGGUCUAUGGAAGACUGAUCUGCGGGGAAUGCCAGAACAUCACCCAGGACCUCUCAGGGAGCUAUCUGUGCCACAGUUGCCGAUUUGACCUGAUGGAGAACAAUGGAACUCUCUACUACAGCCAUGUACAGCCCUUGGUAUAUACGGUGUCUCUCCUCCUCCCUGCUGCCUACAUUGUGGGCCUCUUCUUCACCCUGAAGACACACUCACACAUCUAUGACAUCCACAUCAGUGACUACCCCUGUGAGUUGCCCGAGGUGCCUGGGCACCACCAUGGUGCUGUGGUUCACUCCCGAUGGCGUGCACUGCUCUUCCUGCUGCUGUCCACCUUCUGCAUGUCUGCCUGUGCUGACCUGGCCACAGAGCACAUCAGCCCCAUUCUGGAGAGUUCCACUGUGUCCCAGUACUUCAUAGGAGUGACUGUCCUUGCCAUGGUGCCUGAAUUGCCUGAGAUUGUCAAUGGGAUUCAGUUUGCCUUGCAGAACCACCUGAGUCUCAGCAUCGAGAUUGGCAGCUGCAUUGCAGUACAAGUCUGUAUGCUGCAGAUCCCCAUCCUGGUGCUGUUCUCUACCUUCUAUCCAGCAGGGUUUAUGCUGUUCUUCAGUGAUCUCCACGUCUAUUCCAGCAUGUUCAGUGUCAUUCUCAUGAAUUAUAUCUUCAUGGAUGGCAAGUAUGAUUACUUUCAAGGCACUGUGCUGGUGAUGGUCUACCUCAUCCUCCUCGCGGUCUAUUUCUUUGCUCCUUCCCCUGCUGGCUGCUGA